AUGUCCGCUCCCAUGAGUGGCCCGUCGCCGCCGACUUACUCACAUGAUGAGAAGACCUCUGGGGGUGAUGUUGAAAAGAGUGGUGCCGAUGUCUCCACGGGUGAUGUCUAUCAUCCCGACGAAGUCAUUAACAAGGCCAAUCCGUUGCAGCGCAAUCUUCAUGGCCGCCACAUGCAGAUGAUUGCCAUCGGUGGUUCGAUCGGCGCAGGUCUCUUCGUCAGCUCUGGUGGCGCCCUCAGCACCGGUGGUCCAGCUUCUCUCACGCUUGGGUUCAUUAUCAUCGGAUUCAUGUUGCUGUUCACCGUUCAGGCACUUGGAGAACUUGCUGUCGUGUAUCCCGUAAACGGCGCGUUUUACAACUACAUGGUUCGCUUUAUCGACCCAGCUUGGGGCUUUGCUGUUGGCUGGGACUACGCCAUUGGCUGGCUUACCGUUUUGCCUUUUGAACUUACCGCCGCCGGUAUCACGAUUAGGUUUUGGCGACCAGACCUCAACAUAGGGAUCUGGAUAGCUGUAUUUUUCGUAGCUUUGUGCAUUAUUCAAGUAUUUGGUGUCCGCGGGUACGGCGAAGUCGAGUACAUACUCGGAAUCAUCAAGAUCCUCGCCUGCGCCGGGUUUAUCCUCUUCGGAAUCAUCGAUGCAUGCGGUGGAGUCCCUACCGAUAGUCGUGGCUACAUUGGUGCGCGGUACUGGCAUGACCCGGGUGCGUUCCGGAACGGCUUUAAGGGCUUCUGCUCCGUCUUCGUGACCGCCGCCUUUGCCUUUGGCGGUACUGAACUUUCUGGUUUGGCCGCCGCGGAGGCUGCAAACCCGACAAGAUCGCUGCCGCGUGCGACCAAGCAGGUCUUUUGGCGUGUCUUCUUUUUCUACAUCGUGAACACCUUCAUUGUUGGUUUGCUCGUGCCUUCUGAUAAUCCAAACCUGCUCAACGCGUCGGGCGCAAACACCAAGUAUUCACCAUUCGUCAUCGCGAUCCGGCUCGCCGGUGUCAAGGGCUUGCCCUCGGUUUUCAAUGCAGUCAUCACGAUUUCCGUUCUCUCCGUUGCGAACUCUUGCACGUUCGGAUCCACCCGCACGUUCCAGGCUCUUGCUCAACAAGGGAUGGCACCUAAAAUUCUUGCAUAUGUGGACAAAAAAGGCCGACCGCUCGCGACUGUCGUCUUGCAACUUGUGUUUGCCCUCCUUGCCUUUAUCAACGAGGCUCCAGGUGUUGGUAAUCAGUUCUUCAACUGGCUGCUUGCACUCUCUGGCGUUCAAAACUUCUUUACAUGGGGCUCCAUCUGUUUGGCACACAUCCGGUUCCGAAAGGCUUGGCUUGCACAGGGGCACACCGUAGACGAGCUUCCAUUCUCUGCCCUCGCCGGUGUAUACGGCUCCUACUUUGGCCUAUUCCUGAAUGUUGUCUGCCUGAUCGCGCAGUUUUACAUCGCCGUGUUCCCGAUCGGCGAAGGCGAACUGUCUGCCCAGGAUCGUGCCAAAGGCUUCUUCAGCACCUUCCUCGCUGCACCGCUCAUUCUCAGCUUAUCCGGCUUUUGGAAGGUGUACAGUGCUAUGAGUAAAGAUCCCAGGAUCAACCACCGCGGCUGGAAGCUUUACAUCAGGACAAAUGAGAUUGAUGUCAAUCAUGGAAUCCGUGAAGGAGUUCUGAGGACGCCGGAGGAGGUCAUGGCAAUCAAGCAAAGCCGAUCUUCGCGUACAACUGCUCAAAAGAUCCUUGCAGUCCCUCUCGGCUUAUGGGAGAAUUUGCUGAAGCCAUGAGAUAUUCCUUCUGUGAGAUAAGAAUGCAGAAAGCGCCUCUGAUACAGAUCUGAAUGGUGCUUGACGGUUUCAUUUUGUGCACUCCCUAGCCUUGUUUUAUGUAAAGAACGUACAUGGCCCUGUUCCGCUCGUUGUUCAAGACACACCCUGCGUCACUGAACAAUGAUCUGCGAGACCCUGUAUCUUUGCAUCAUCUACACUUUGCUCUCGUACUUUACUUGGCCUAAUACAGAUCUAAGUUUCAAUUCA
Messenger RNA from Verruconis gallopava, 2007 nucleotides. RefSeq lists its product as uncharacterized. NCBI's taxonomy places the organism in Eukaryota, Fungi, Ascomycota, Dothideomycetes, Venturiales, Sympoventuriaceae. Bases 1 to 1758 code for a protein of 585 amino acids. The record is from RefSeq and is a predicted model, not a curated record. Gene Ontology annotation, molecular function: amino acid transmembrane transporter activity. Gene Ontology annotation, biological process: amino acid transmembrane transport. Gene Ontology annotation, cellular component: membrane. The transcript is spliced from 5 exons.